GUCCGCGUGAUAACUUAUCAUUUUACUUCUAAUUUCUAUGUAUAAUAGUUAUAGGUGAACUUUAACUAAAUAUAGUUCAACAAUAGUAAAAAUGACACGGAAUAUAGUAACAUGUUACAUUGGCUUAUUAUUUCUUAUAAUUGCAUGUGCUAAAGGUAUAAAGAUCAUUCAUGUUAACAAAGGGAGCGGUAUUAUGAUACAAUGUAACGUCACUAUCGCCACUAUACAUACUGAUAUCUACUGGACUAAAAACUCAACAGAUAGUACAUUCAACGUUACUGGAAUCAACCUUGUCUUUAACGACAUCAGUAGCGCUGUUGAUGGAGAGUACAUUUGUCAUUCGAUGAACAGAAAGACGGGAGAAAAUAUCACACUUGAGACUAUACAAGUCAUGGUAAACUAUGCGGCAACAGUAAAGGCAAUCAAUGUUACACCAUCAGUAAUGCAAGAAAAUGACACGUUCACAGUAACAUGCGAGUUUGAUGGUAGUCCAGCACCAAAAUGGCAAAUUCGUCUGAAAGAUUCAAUAAUUGCGAUAGGACAUGGCAGUGGUGUACAUACAACCAAAGUAAAAACUGGAACGUGCGGGGAUACCGGUCACGUGACUUGUAAUGCGAAGAACAGCGUCAGCAAUAACUCGGCGUCCCUAACGCAAAACAUAACUGUCUUCUGUUCACCUCGCCCUAUUUGGUUAAACAGAUAUAAGCUUACAGCCCCGGUGGGCGGGUUUACAGCGCUGAUAAUGAUGGCACACGGGUUUCCGUAUCCUAGCUACGUCUGGUCACGUGACGACGGAAAGCCAAUGCGGAAUCCGACACAGACCGAUUUACCGGAAAUAUCAAUACUGAAUAUCACAAACAUACAGACCAGUGACUUUGGAAACUAUUCUCUAACAAUGAACAAUUCUUAUGGCUCGUAUGUUGCUCAUUACCAACUGCUACAGUCAGGACCGUCUAAUAACAACGGUAAUAAUGCACUAUCUCAGUACAAUAGCGAUAAGUGUAAUGUAAUAUUUGGAAUUAUCACAACAAUGGCGGUGUUUUUUACCUGCUGCAGACGACAUUAAGUGUUUUUGAUAAUUUUAUAAUAGUUCACUAAAAUGUAUACCAUACUUUUCUUUUGUAAUGUAAUUAUGUUAUUGUUGACAAUUACCAUCACAUUUCCUUCUCUUAGGCGAAAGAGAUUGGAGUUUAAAACCAGCGGGUCACAGUUAUUUUUUCUUUUUUUUCUUUCUUUUUAAUUUAAUGAAUAGUUAUCAUACAUAAUGUACUGGUAAUAAAUAUCAAAACCAAAACAAACUGAAAAAAUUAAAAUGUUUAGAUCAACAUAUUUUUAAUUUGGAUAUAUUCAACAAAAAGAAAAGUAGAUAUACUGUGUCUGUGUACAGUGAAUUUUAAGCUACAAUAACUGCUUGAUAUAAAAUCACAUUUCAUGGUUGAACUUUAUCCAAAAGAUGUGUGCUUUCAAAUUUUGCGGAAAAAAAAACUUUUAACUGCACCAACAAAGGGAAGAUCAGUAAACAAGAACAGUACCACUUGUUCAAGGAAAAACUCACUAAUUAUAAGUCAGGAACAUAUCUUUAUCUGUUUAAAAGAACUCUGUAGAAACCUUAGUUAUUGUACAGAUAAUUAAUAGGCAUGAUAACGGCUUUAGUUUCAAUUUAAGCUGUGCUUUAAAUUAUGAUUUGUUAACUGACAAUAUUUUAGGCAAACAAUUUUAAGUCUAUCAAAAAGCUAAUAAAGUGGCUUUAAAUGUAUGGUGUUUU
Molecule: messenger RNA, 1765 nt
Organism: Ruditapes philippinarum (Manila clam)
Lineage: Eukaryota; Metazoa; Mollusca; Bivalvia; Venerida; Veneridae
Product: roundabout homolog 1-like
Exons: 5
Coding region: 92-1066 (324 amino acids)
Biological process (GO): cell-cell adhesion
Cellular component (GO): cell-cell junction
Molecular function (GO): cell adhesion molecule binding
Source: RefSeq, a predicted model, not a curated record